UAUAAAUAGCUCAUAUGGGCUUUCUAGCUCACGCCAUCACCAUCUCUCUCUCUCUCUCUCUCUCUCUCUCUCUCUAGAUCUUGUAAGCCUCUGCCAAAAGCUUUUGCAACCCAUAUCUCACGGCAACCCAAAACCAGACAUGGGGAAGCAAAAGGUGGUUAUUAAAGUACCCAUGAACGAACAGAAGUCUCGGUCCAAAGCCAUGAAGAUUGCAGUUGGUGUUCCAGGGGUGGAAUCGGCAGCUCUGGGAGGACAGGCCAAGGACCAACUAGAGUUGGUCGGAGACGGGAUCGACGCGGUCUGUCUAACAACGUUGCUGAGGAAGAGCUUGGGUUUUUCCGAGCUGGUGAGCGUGGGCCCGGUCCCGGAGAAGAAAGACGGCGGCGGUGACGAUAAGAAGAAAAACGAGGCCACGCCGUCGGUUCCAGGAGUGGGGUAUUACCCUUACCCGUAUCCUUAUGGAGCGGGUCAUGUGUAUGAGAUUAGGGACCAAAACCCUGAUAAUUGUUCCAUCAUGUGAGUUCAACGAUUUUAUAUAUGGAAAAGAAAAAAUAUGGGCUGUAGGGUUGGGAUUCAAGGUUGAUUGACCUCUCUCUCUCUCUCUCUCUCUCUCUCUGGAAAAAACAUGGGGUAAGAAAUUCUGACUAUGUAUGAGGAGGAAAGGGGUACCAGAGUUUCAACAAAAUCUGGGUCUCCAAAAUAGUUUUGUAUUGAGCUAGUAUGCCAGAAGUUGUUCUAAUGUAUCUUUAUUUGUAAUGUUUGAAA
Rhododendron vialii is the source of this 765-nucleotide messenger RNA. RefSeq names its product disease resistance protein Pik-1-like. The transcript is spliced from 3 exons. The record is from RefSeq and is a predicted model, not a curated record. Bases 140 to 520 code for a protein of 126 amino acids. Gene Ontology annotation, molecular function: metal ion binding. NCBI's taxonomy places the organism in Eukaryota, Viridiplantae, Streptophyta, Magnoliopsida, Ericales, Ericaceae.